Molecule: messenger RNA, 658 nt
Organism: Struthio camelus australis
Lineage: Eukaryota; Metazoa; Chordata; Aves; Struthioniformes; Struthionidae
Source: RefSeq, a predicted model, not a curated record
UCUCACCCGGGCAGGCAGCCGGGAGAGCAAACAAGGAGAAGCCAUGGAGAAGAGCUAUAUGUCGGUGUUCCUGCUGCUUGUUGCCCUGUCUUGUGCUCUGGCUAAGGAUGCACCCAAGAAGGAGACCAAGGAGACAAAGGAGGCAAAGGAAACUAAGGAGACUAAGCCAAAACUGCCUCAGACACUUUCUAGAGGCUGGGGAGACCAGCUUAUCUGGACACAAACCUAUGAGGAAGCCCUCUUCCGCUCCAAGACCAGCAAUAAACCCCUGAUGAUUAUCCACCACUUGGAUGACUGCCCACACAGUCAAGCACUGAAGAAGGUCUUUGCUGAAAAUAAAGAUAUACAGAAAUUGGCUGAUAAGUUUAUUCUCCUGAACCUUGUGGUUAAUCCUGUCCUCUACAACUUUUCUCAUCUUUUUCCAGAUCCUUCCCUGACUGUGAGAGCAGAUAUUACUGGAAGAUACUCAAACCGUCUCUACGCAUAUGAGCCCUCUGAUAUUUCUUUGUUGUACUCAAACAUGCAGAAAGCUCUGAAGCUCCUGAAGACUGAACUGUAAGGGGAAGGAGGAAGCCCCUGAAUACCAAGAAGUCUGAUCUUCCAUCUCUUCUCCACUCAUUGACGCUGGUGGAGAGACUACUCACGGUGGUUUUUAGUG